AUUAAUUUCCCUAUAUACGCAAAUUUUGCCCGGUAUGGUACAAUGUUAGCACAUGAAAUUACCCAUUCUCUGGAUACAAAAGAUAUUCGUACAGACAAACUUGGAAAUUUAAAUAUUAAUGUCACAUGGUCAGAAGAAUCACUUAUGGAAUAUAAUAAAAGGGUGAAAUGCUUGGUUGAUCAGUAUGGAUCCUAUGAAAUUGAAGGAAAUAAUAUGAAUGGUAAUAAUACAAAAGAUGAAAACAUAGCAGACAAUAGCGGCUUGAGACACGCAUAUUUUGCAUAUAAAGCGUAUUUAAAGAAAUAUAAAAAUGAAGGAAAGGAUAUUAUUGAAGACUUCGAAAUGUAUACUCCGGAUCAAAUGUUUUUCAUAUCAUACGCAACUAUGUGGUGUGAUUCAGAAACAAGCGACGAAUUAAAAUAUUAUAUGAAUUUAGAAGAACACAGUCCACAGAAAUUCAGGAUCAUUGGAACAGUUUCUAACAUGAAAGAAUUUUCAGAGGCAUUUAAAUGCGGUAACGAUAAACCUAUGAAUCCUGUUGACAAAUGUAUUUUAUGGUAACUUGAACGUGUUUAUUAAUACGUUGCGAUGAAACUUCGAGAAUAAAUAUCACAGAAAUAUCCUUGUUAAAAGAAACCCUGAAUAUAAGUACUUAUAUCUGUUUUAAUAAGUGAAG
Centruroides sculpturatus (bark scorpion) is the source of this 676-nucleotide messenger RNA. RefSeq names its product neprilysin-3-like. Bases 43 to 561 code for a protein of 172 amino acids. The record is from RefSeq and is a predicted model, not a curated record. Gene Ontology annotation, biological process: protein processing. Lineage: Eukaryota; Metazoa; Arthropoda; Arachnida; Scorpiones; Buthidae. Gene Ontology annotation, cellular component: plasma membrane. The transcript is spliced from 7 exons. Gene Ontology annotation, molecular function: metalloendopeptidase activity.